CAGGGCUCCUUGAAAAGAAAGCUGGUGGUAAAUCUGUCACCUGUCAACAACAAGAGACAAAAUGGUAUUUCAGAUAGCUCUUUCCUUGACAUCAAGAGGAUACGAGUGGGUGAUAAUCUUUCUUUGGGACAAGGCGGACAUCAUGUUAACAAUUGCCAAAGCCAGUCGAUGUCAGGAAAUUUGCCUGUGGGGCAAGGAUCACAAAGAAAGAGCAGCAACCUAACAAAUAAUACUCAUGCUGGUGGAAAUGGCAUGUUUAACAUGGCUUUAAAAGAGGUCAAGAAAGAACCAGGAGAAACCAUGUCUUGCAGCAAACACUUGGAUGGUCAGAUCCCCCAUGAGAACAUCUUUCCUAGCAGAUAUGGGGAGGAAACAGGGGAACAGAUGAUGGAUCCUGAGCUUCAGGAACUUUUUAAUGAACUGACUAAUAUCUCAGUGCCACCCAUGAGUGACCUUGAGCUAGAAAAUAUGAUCAAUGCUACCAUAAAACAAGAUGAGCCUUUUAACAUUGACCUUGGGCAGCAAAACCAGAGAGGCUCCGCUAGAGCCUCUCUGCAGAUGGAGAAAAUGGUGAUCAAAAGUGAGUAUUCACCAGGUUUGAAUCAGCCACCUGUAGGCUCCCCACAAAUGAGGCCUUCAUCUGCAGGCCCGUCCUUCACAAUGGCCAGCACUGCCAUGUCCACCUCAUCACCCAUUCCUUCAGUGCCUCAGAAUCAGAUGCAGCCGUCGCAGGUUUCUUCUGUCUCAACUCGACCAUUGACUAACUGGCAAGAAGUGUCUCAUGCGCAGCAGCUCAAACAAAUAGCAGCCAACCGACAGCAGCAUGCUUUAAUGCAGCAGCAGCAGCAGCAAAACCAGUCAGCCAGCUGGUCUACCAUGUCUCCAUCAGGACCAUCCCCAGGGCCAUUCGUACAGGAGAAAAUUCCCAGCCCUUCCUUUCAUCAGCAGCAGUUCAGCCCACAAAAUUCAGCAAUGCUUGGGGUACCUGUAAAUGGAAAUCAGUCCAAAGGGAUGAAUAACUAUGUUUAUAAACCGAACUCCACACCUCAGAGCAACCCCAUUGACAUCAUAAUGCAACAGAAGCCUCAGGACCUCAACAGAAACUUUAUAAACAACAGUCAGCCACCACUAGAGCAGCAUCCUGGCAACACAAAGCCUUUGUUUCACUUUAACUCAGAGCAAGCAAACCAGCAGAUGCCUUCAGUUUUGGGUUCCCAAAGCAAGACUUCUAUUCUUCAUUAUACGCAGCAGCAGCAGCAGCAACCUGCUCAGCCCCUUCCAAACCAGUCUCUUCAAAGGCCACCAAAUGUCCCCUUAGCAAUGCAGCAGAAGAUGAUGCUUCAGAAAAUGCAGCAGAGCCAGCAAAUCUCAGGACUGCAGUAUCCAGUCUCUCAACAGCACAGACAGGAUCAACACUCUGUGGUAGGCCAAGGUGCCGGCCCCAGUCCAAGUUCCAGUGCUUGUUCAAAUCCAAACACUGGAAGUGGUUACAUGAAUUCAUCCCAGCAAUCAAUGUUGAAUCAGCAGCUGAUGGAAAAGAAACAGGUUUUGCAGAGGCAGAUGAUGGAGCAAAAGCAGCUCCUCCUACAGCAACAGAUGUUGGCAGAACCGGAGAAAAUCAAUGCACAAGACCAAUUAAACAGACACUUGACAAGGCCACCACCAGAUUAUAAAGACCAAAGAAGAAAUGUGGUCAACAUGCAACAGGCCAACCAGUAUUCUGGUGGUUCACCAGCUGUAAGCAUGAACUCCAGUCUGUCUCUAUCAAACCCCAUUUCAACUCAUACCAUUUUGCCCCAAAAUUCUAGCCUUUUGUCAGCUCCACCUGGAACCAGGAUGCCUUCUAUUCCUGCAGCUCGGAACAUGAACUGCUAUGGAAACAUUCCUUGCAAUCAGCCCAGUGCAUACAGCAUAACUUCAGGAAUGAACCAAAUGCAACCACACAGAAACCAAAACCAAAUCAUAACAAGUCAAAACAACCCCAUGAUGUCUCGACCACAAACCCUGACACAAGGAAAUAAUGCAGCAGCUUUUGGGACUGGGUCAGUGGUCAGCUCUCAGCAGGUAAGACCAAGCUUAAGCCACGGAGCUACAAGUUUCCCAGCUCAAAGACCAUCAAAUGUUAUGAUCGCUUCCAGCACUACAGCUCAAAACUGGGCCUCUCAAGAAGCCACAACAAAGCAGCAGGACACACUGAAACCUGCAGGGGUUCGGUUCCCCACAAGCACACCAUAUCCUAACCAGGCUCUGCAACGCUCCCUAGGCAACCAGCAUUUCUCCCCACGUGCGAUGGUGCCUCCUAAUCAGCUAACAGCAGCAGUGCAAAUGAGACCUCCUCUAAACCAAGCACACCAAACAUUAAAUGGACAAACUUCUGGAUCACUAAGAGGUCUAAGCGUGAGACCUAACCAGCUAAGAGGACAGACUGUGCCUAAUUUGAAUCAGCCAGGAACAAGUAUGACCCCACCAUCAUCCCUGCCAUCAACCAGUUUUACAUCAACCAACCAAAACUCAAGGGCUUACCAAGGAAAUGAUCCUACUAGCGACUUAUCAUUUGACUUUCUUAACCAGCAAGGUGACAACAUAGGACCUGCACUCAAUAGUGAUUCAGACUUUAUAGAUUCUUUAUUGAAAACAGAGCCUGGCAAUGAUGACUGGAUGAAAGAUAUCAACCUUGAUGAAAUCUUGGGGAACCACUCAUAAGCAACAAUAUGAUGAUAAAACAUACAUGUUAAGAAGCAGCUGUUAACAAUAGUUUUCUUUUUAAAGGCCAACAAUCUGCCUUGUUUAUUUACACACUAGUAGUUGGGCUGUCUUUUAAAAUAAGGAAGCAAAUAGAGUGAUUGCUCUGUUUCAAGAGAUGGUCUGAGAACAAUAUCCAAUUCUAAAGCUUACCCCAACUAAAGUAUAAUGUAGGAUGAUAUUCAUACCUAACAACUCCCCCUGAGAGUACUCAAUCCCUGACAGAAUCAGGUCCUGUGUAAAUUCAACUGCUAAAAAAAUCUGCCUAAUAGAAGCAUACUUCUUUCUUUCCAUUGUCUUUUAUUUGUAUAUGCUCACAUACUACAUGUACCAUUUUCCACAAAAUCAGCCUUCCAAAAUUGGGGUCUUAAGAAGAGAAGCUGAUUUGUUUUCAAUGGAAUAGAAGCACUGUAAGAGACACUCUGUUAAAUGGCUGUCAAACGGCUGGCACUUCUCCAUGGGGCAGCAAGCAGUUUGCUAAACCUCUGACUGCAGCUAGUAAGGCAAUAGCUUUUGCCUAAAAAGCCACUCAGCUGGCCGAGGGUGAGCGAGCUGCUAUAUGCAGUCUGUAGUGUCCUGACGAGGUAUGGUGUGGAAACAACACUUGAUUAUUUACAGGAACUUACAUAAGGAACUAUGUAUAGUAAUGAAGUAACUGUCUUGCCACUGCCCUUGCAAGGGUCUGGGCCAUAGCCUUGUUGCCAUUCUGCCAUGCCAGGAAGUUCCUGCUGCCUCACACAGGUUGUCUCCUGGGGUGCCACAGUUCUGUGUUUCCAGGAGGACUUACCCCAUGUCACAGAGUUGGCCAUGACUUGGGAAAAAAAUCUUUUUUCUGCAUUCUGCUUUUCAAAAGCAAGGUGCAUAUUUUAUUUGGGGGGCAUGUGAUAUGUGAGGAAAUGCAGUAACUUGUGUAGAAAGUAGAAGGACAAAUGAUUCCUUUAAGGGAGCUAGGAAGUGUCUUGUGUGAGAGAGAUCCCAGAGUAUUCUAGCUUUUACUGUUACUCCUGGCCUUUUGUUUGUAACUGCCUGAGAAAUGUAAUAAGAAGGGCUAUUCUAAAAAUGAGUAAUAGCAUCAGUCUAGUUUCUGGCAUAAAUAUGUGACGAGCCAUUACAAAAUCUAAGAGCCAGAGCCUACGGCUUUGGUCCCUCAAGCAGAUUGGUGACUUCAGUGGACAGCUUGAGUGAAAAAGGUAGACAGGAUUUGGCUCUAAAGAGCACUUUCCAAUCUAAACCCAAGUUUUCUACAUGGCCAAUUAUUUACUUAUCCCUUAAUGAAAGGUUGAUGCAUAUUUCUGUAUAUAGAAAGACAUCUAUUUUGAUUUUGAUUCAAGAACAUGCCAUUCAGUGAGGGGCUGGUGAAGAAUAUCGAUAUCUCCCUCAUUCUUCAGGUCAAGGGAGUCCAAAAAGUGAUAUAUAUGAGUGCUAAGAGCACUGAU
Messenger RNA from Gavialis gangeticus (Gharial), 4178 nucleotides. It is a transcript of the gene MAML2, whose product is annotated as mastermind like transcriptional coactivator 2. Bases 169 to 2703 code for a protein of 844 amino acids. Lineage: Eukaryota; Metazoa; Chordata; Crocodylia; Gavialidae. The transcript is spliced from 4 exons. Gene Ontology annotation, molecular function: transcription coactivator activity. Gene Ontology annotation, cellular component: nucleoplasm. Gene Ontology annotation, biological process: positive regulation of transcription of Notch receptor target. The record is from RefSeq and is a predicted model, not a curated record.